AUGGCACCUGGGGGUACUAAUGAUACUUGGUAUUGCUGCAAAGCAUCUCUUCGCGAAAUGUAUCUUCCUGACAAGUACAAACAAGAAGCAGUCGCAGUGGCCCAACUCCACAAAUUCUUCUGGUCUGGCCACAGCGGUGAAGUGAUGGCUGAAUUCCCUGGUCGUCCACAGAGAAUGCCGCGAAUUAUCAUUGAGGUCAGAAAAGAUCUUUCUAAAAAGGGACACCGUCGAGCUUAUGUGGGAUUGAGCCAAUUCUGUCAUGACAACGGUGAUGAUUUAUGGUACGAGGUAGAUGACGCGAGAUGGACACAUUGGCAAUCGGGCUUCUCCAGAGACGCAACCUCCGAUCACCAUUGCUUACCAUGCCGUCAAUUCCACCAAUAUAAUGUCUGGAGGCUGCAGCGUCCGGACUGGGAUUGUCUGCCACUGAAAAAUGAUGUCAGCGAUAUGGAUGCAUUGGCACAUAAUUUUGAACAAAUGGGGAAGAAAGACGGAAAGAAGAGAAAUGCUACUGAAGCUCAUUUCAGGAAAGAGAGCGUUUCGAACUAUCAGAGUGGAAUGCAUAAGAAGGCGUGUACCGAUACAGCUUCAGAAGCUAGCACAGAUGACACGUUUGUCAAGGAGGAUGAGGCUUAG
Mollisia scopiformis is the source of this 636-nucleotide messenger RNA. RefSeq lists its product as uncharacterized. The record is from RefSeq and is a predicted model, not a curated record. NCBI's taxonomy places the organism in Eukaryota, Fungi, Ascomycota, Leotiomycetes, Helotiales, Mollisiaceae. The coding region runs from base 1 to 636 and encodes 211 amino acids. The transcript has a single exon.